Oreochromis aureus is the source of this 1683-nucleotide messenger RNA. RefSeq names its product RAS-like, family 11, member B (gene rasl11b). The record is from RefSeq and is a predicted model, not a curated record. Gene Ontology annotation, molecular function: GTPase activity; GTP binding. The coding region runs from base 229 to 975 and encodes 248 amino acids. The transcript is spliced from 4 exons. Lineage: Eukaryota; Metazoa; Chordata; Actinopteri; Cichliformes; Cichlidae.
UCCUCCGCGCCAGCAUUUACUCGCAGCUUCUCCUUCUGAAGGCUGUGUCGACUUUUUCCUCCGGGUUUUUAAAAGAAGAAAAUAAUUGACCACCGAACCACUUUGCGAGGAAAACGGAAUUUACUAAACUCCCUUUAUUUAAGCGCUCGCUUUAUACUUGGACUCGAAAAUAGUUUCGUCUCUGCUUUGGAUUGUUUUUUCGUUUUUUGACUGACCUGAAGGGCAACGAUGCGCCUCAUCCAGAACAUGACAACCAUAACUGAGUAUCCAGCUUCAGAAUACUCGGCCCCAAACCGGGCCAUUAAAAUAGCCGUUAUAGGAGGCAGCGGUGUGGGGAAGACAGCACUCGUGGUGAGAUUCCUAACAAAACGCUUCAUCGGAGACUACGAGAGAAAUGCUGGUAAUCUCUACUCCAGAGAAGUCCAGGUGGAUGGAGAGCAAGUGACCAUCCAAGUACAGGACACUCCUGGUGCCCAGAUGACAGAUAAUGGCACAAGUCUACUUGACCAUGUGACCUGCUCCAUCCAGUGGGCUGAUGCUGUGGUGCUGGUGUACUCUGUGACUGACCGCAGCAGCUUUGAUCUGAUCGAUCAGUUGCACCAGCUGGUUGUUCGUAGCAGCGGUGCCAGUAUGCCCCCGGUAAUCCUGCUGGCCAAUAAGGCAGACCUGUUGCACCUGAGGCGAGUCGACUCCCAGCAGGGUCCCAUUCUGGCUGGAAACCUGGGCUGCUCCUUCUAUGAAGUAUCUGCCAGUGAGGAUUACAACCAGGUACAUGGGGCUUUCCACAGGCUGUGCUGCCAGCUAGCCAAGCAGCCACCCCCUGCCUCUAGCUCCCCACCCACCUCUGCUACUGGUGUCACAGAGAAGAGGCGCUCUCUCCUCAUCCCCAGGCCAAAGUCUCCCAAUAUGCAGGAUCUGAAGAGGCGCUUCAAGCAGGCGCUGUCUGCCAAAGUCCGGACUGUCACCUCAGUGUGAGGAGCGCUACAAGCUGAAAGUGGUCGAGAGUGGCCACAGAAAGUACUAAACGUUGGAAAAGAGGACAGAAGAUUCACGCUUCUCCACUGAAGUCCUGCUCCAGUCCAGCUGGUGUGAUAUGAACAGUAUAGCAGGAGGCAGAUGAAUCUUUGCAGAGAUAAUGGCGUCUUGGUGAGCAGGAGUCUGUCCUGUCAGAUGACGUGAAGAGCAGCGGUGAAGCAGUUCAGAGGGAGAAAAUUUCCUUUGAGGACUCAGAAACAGCCGAUUGAAGCUGAGAGAACUAAAAACUGCAUAUAAAAAUUGUACAUAAAGCCCUCCUGGCAACAACAGCUCUGAAGGACUGCUUAUUUUUAGCUGUGCUGUGCCUGUUGUGGCUGUUCUUUAUUCAGACUGCCACUUCAUCAAGGCUAAACGCUGGCAUUAUUAUACCAGCCACUUAAGCUGGGUCUCAGUGCAGCUCUCGGUGUGUUCACUCUCAUAUUUGAAUAUCUGCAGUUUAUUUUUUGCAACUUACAAAAGCAUCAUUGUGCAUGAUUGAUGAGUGAGGGAAGGGUGGGGGUUGAAGUAUCCUUGUGGGGUAGCAGCCACUAUGUAGCAUGUGUUGGUGAUUAUCACUGAUGCACUUUAUUAAAAAGAAGAGUCCAAAGGGCCUAUUUAUUUGUUACAAGUUCUUUUUCAUAAUAAAAAGAUUAUGAAUUUCCAAUGAAA